CCCUCUUUGUCAACACUCAACGGGUUGUUCGCACAGCCAGCGUCGUUGUGCGAAUGGAGCAAGGCGCACGAGCUGACAGCAAUAAAUCUGAACGAUGUCAGGAGAGGAUCACACAUCCGAGCAGCGUGGCGUGUCUGGCACUCCAGAGGGAAGGAUCAAUGAUUGGAUGAAAGGCUGGGACAAGGGCCUCUGGGACUUCACCUACACGGAGCCCGGCCAGAAUCUGGUGAAAUACUUUGAGAAAGUUACCGAGGGACGAAAAGGUCUGAAAAUCCUCGUCCCCCUCUGUGCCACGACCUAUGACCUCAUCUGGUUCUGUGAGCAAGGUCACUCCGUGGUUGGCGCUGAUCUGGCCGAGAGCGCCGCACAGCGGAUCUUCAAACAGUACAAGCAGGAACCAAUCAUUGAAGACGUCCCCAGUAUCGCCGGGAAACUUUACAAGAAUGCAAGUGGCAACUUCAAAUUCUAUGUGGGGAACUUCUUUCGUUUUGAUGAGAAUCUGGAGGGGAAGUUUGACUUCGUCUGGGACGCGGGGGCGAUGUGCGCUGUAGAUGAGAGGGACAGACACAAGUACAUGGAAGCUGUCAGGGGAGUGAUGAAGCCCAAGUGUAUCACGAUGCUGGAGUUCCCCAAGGAAGGAGGUUCAGGGGCGCCCUAUCAUUUCAAUGAAGAGCAGCUGAAAGAGUUGUACGGCGACAUUUGCGACGUGGAGUAUCUGGAUGAGUAUGUGUACGACUUCAGCGAGGCCUUCAGCGGUGACGCUCAGAAAGACGCGAUGCCUCAGGACUUCACAGAAUAUGACGUCAAGGCUUGUCUACAGACCUACUGUCUGCAGAAGAGGAACUAACUGCAAUGGCAGUCUCCACCAUCGCCAUGAAAUACAUCUUGAUUCUCUGAACAGAACACAAACGUUAAAACCAUAUACAGCAUCUGGCUCGGGCGGAAGACCAUAAUAUAUGAUAAAAUCUUCAUUAGAAAUGGUAAUAAAAUAUGAUAAUAGAAA
Haliotis rufescens (red abalone) is the source of this 1003-nucleotide messenger RNA. RefSeq names its product thiopurine S-methyltransferase-like. The record is from RefSeq and is a predicted model, not a curated record. The transcript has 9 exons. Gene Ontology annotation, molecular function: thiopurine S-methyltransferase activity. NCBI's taxonomy places the organism in Eukaryota, Metazoa, Mollusca, Gastropoda, Lepetellida, Haliotidae. The coding region runs from base 95 to 847 and encodes 250 amino acids.